Messenger RNA from Trypanosoma grayi, 1470 nucleotides. RefSeq lists its product as hypothetical. Gene Ontology annotation, molecular function: protein binding. Bases 1 to 1470 code for a protein of 489 amino acids. The record is from RefSeq and is a predicted model, not a curated record. Lineage: Eukaryota; Euglenozoa; Kinetoplastea; Trypanosomatida; Trypanosomatidae. The transcript has a single exon.
AUGGGCGAUAACUCAGCAGCAUCAUCGGCAGCGCAACUUGUAGCGACCAUCCGGCACGAAAACUUGCAGCUCGAGAAGCGAGUGGCCGAGGUUCGGCACGAAAACCUCAUCCUCAAGAGGCAACUGUACAACCUCAGCGCCCUGCUUGACAUCGCCGUUAGCAAGCUGGCAUCAAAAGGCAUCACGCUGGAGACCCCCAUUGGCAUUCGAGAGCUGCGCACGGCAAUAUCAAGUCGUGAAAUCAUUGACACGCCCGCUGAUGCCAUUGACGCUAAUGAUCUCACCUACGGGAAUGCAGCCGCCCAGGGCUCGUUCAAUCGUCGUUUUCAGUUUCCGCGUGAGCUUCGAGAGCAUACCAAGCCUGUUCAGUGUGCUGCUUUUGCACCGGGUGACCAGCCUAUUCUCGCCACAGGUGGACUCGACUGCCGUUUGAUCCUUCACAACUUCCUGACAGGAGAGAAGAUGUAUGACAACAAGGGACACGAACAGAACGUGUCUGAUGUAGCGUGGUUUGAAGGAAGCGGAAACAUUCUUUCUGCAUCCUUUGAUGGCACCGUCAAGGUGUGGGAUCCACGUCACACCAGCAGCACCGCCACGCCGGUCUAUCAGUUCAAUGCGAACGGUUUUGUGCUGGCGGCGGUGCCGCUGGACAAGGCGUUCGUGUUUGCAUGUACCGAUUCAAAGAGGCGCACCUCUAUAGUGGACUUGCGUGUCCAGAAACCCAUCUCGUGGAGGCACGACGUGCGGGCCAACACACUAACAUUCAACAGCGCCAUGGCACAACUUGUCACAGGACACAAUAACGGCACCAUAGCAGUAUGGGACGUUCGUAAGGUUGGUUUGGCGCUCUCCUCGACGACCCCUUUGGAAGGAGAGACUCUGAGCAGCAGUGCGCCAGCCGCUUCACUUACCUCCGCUCCGGUAGACGAGUCCCCUGCUGUGCCGGUGCCACUCAUCUCCGUGAUUGAGAACGAGCCGUCACAAAGUGCCAUUACCUACAUUAGCCACUACCACCACAGAGACGACUCCAGGCGGCUGGUUGUGGUGUCUGUUGACAAUAUGGUGCGCUUAUAUCGGGCGACCGGUCUCAACACUUCUUCGAAUGAUGCGUUUACACUCCGCAACGUCGUUGGAGGAGUUCCAACCCGUGGCUACACUGCAAGGGCGGCCUUUUGGAGAGGCGCCAAAGAAAAAACUAACGUUUCUGCUUUCUUCGACGACGGCGAGCGGGAAACGGAUCAACAACCGCGGCGCCUGACAGAGUGUGAUCUCAUGGUGACUUGUGGCGCAGAGAACACUGCCUGUAUAUACGACGUCACGGAAGAAGGUACCGCAGUGUUAGUGGAGAAACUUGAAGGUCACAGAGACCGCGUUGUUGGCGCUGCGAUUCACCAUGCAGAUAGCAAACCUAUCAUCGCGACCUACAGCGCUGACAAUACUGUGAAGAUUUGGGUCCCAAUCAAAAACUAG